Molecule: messenger RNA, 1092 nt
Organism: Spodoptera exigua (beet armyworm)
Lineage: Eukaryota; Metazoa; Arthropoda; Insecta; Lepidoptera; Noctuidae
Source: the annotation of a GenBank genome assembly
CGCGAACUCGUGCGCAGUCACUGCCACGGUCGCCGAUCCAGCGCCAGUCUUUAACGCAACCUCGCGCAGUCCAAACGCGUGUCAAAACCAAUCAUUAAGAAAAGUGAUACGAUAUUCAAUUUCGAAUGUCAUAAAAUAGUGUUGUGUUGUGACGUAAUAACGAACGAGUUUUAUUUCUGUCUACUAUUAAAAUAAAGCGUCAAGAUGAACACGCUUGUGCUACUAUUCGGGUUGUCAAUUUGCAUGGUCGGCGUCUACGCGAGGCAUCUAGAAGAUCACAUUAGUGACUCUGCAUCAUUAUCACCAGACCACAACGAUGGCGUAAGGAAGCACGGAUCGGAAUCGCGCCAUCGUCGCCGAAGGUGGCAAAUGAACUAUGGUUACGAUUAUUCUGUGCCGCCAACUCACGCUUAUUAUCCUGAACGAAGGGAGUACGAAAAUCGUAACCAACAGCAAGAUCUUUUACCUCAGAUAGUAAAAUUACUUGAGGAAAUCGUAACUUAUGUUAAAAGGCCAGCAGCUCCAGUAGCACCGCAGCCUAUCUACAUACCCUACCCCGUCCCCUACCCAGUACCUCAAUACAGUUCUUGUUCAGACAAUGCUACAAAGAAACCAUCGAUUCACAACAGAUUCCCUGAAAUGGAAGAUACGAAUCAAAAUUGGGGAUUCGUCACUAACAAAGAUGACGACUCGGAUGACUUAAGUGACACUGGCAGGCCGAUCUCCUUCGAACCACUUAAACCAUUGCGACCACUGAAACGACCCUCGCCAAAGGUGGAACAUGGCAGCAGCCAGGCAGAUAACAAGCAGCCGUCUACCCCGGCACCACAAUUCAGCGACCAGCCUGGUUCGUUGAGGACUCCGAGCAUGUGUAACGCUGCUAUCCUCUCAUGCUGUGCAGACGAUAAAGCGCAACAAAGAGUGUGCUUCAACGGAUUCGGUUGUGGCGUCUCAUACGACAAUGGAAACGCUUGCAGCGACGAAUCAAUAUCAGCUGCUCUGGAUUCCUUUAAAGCAGCAUACUCGCCCGUGCAGUGAGUCCUUGUAACUAAAUUGUAUGAGAAAAAAUAAUUGUCAGUAUUGUCGUAACCG